AUGAGAAGUGACCAGGGCAUAUCUUUUUGCAGCAUCCGGAACCUGGCCGCCAUCCUCCUCAUCCAGGCACUGCUCUCGCUCUCGACGUCCGCCACGCCUGCUGCAUCUCACCGUGCCAGAGCGCUCGGAGCUUGGCCACCAGGGAGUGGCGUCACAUACCCGUACGAGCGCAGCGUCCUCUCCCCAGAUCGAGUGGCACGAGCAGUGAAUUGGAAUCUGGCCUCCUGCUUGGAAGGUGCCAGCGUUCCCUACGCCUCUUCGAGGACGAACAGCACAGAUGCGUAUUGGGACGCCGCCCAGUCCGACAACCUCAGGUACCACUUUCAUCCCUCUGCCAUUGCAUAUCCUCGCGAUCAUGCCGGAGUCGAAGAGGCUGUCAGGUGCGCGACCCGAGCAGGCAACACGGCUGUGAGCGCGCGGAGCGGAGGUCACAGCUUUGCUGGAUUCGGGAGCGGAGGUCAGGAUGGCAGUCUGGUCAUUGACCUGGGCGCUUUCGACAAAGUCGUCUAUGAUGCCGGCAAGCAGACAGCACAGAUUGGACCUGGCACGCGCCUUGGCGAUGUGGUCAAGGAGCUGUGGAAGCAGGGCAAGGCUGGUAUGCCCCACGGAACCUGUCCACCUGUUGGCACCGGUGGGCACGCGCUCUGCGGCGGCUUUGGACCUACUUCACGUAAAUGGGGCAUGGCGACCGACAACAUCUUGAGCGCAGAGGUGGUCUUGGCAAAUGGCACCAGCACGCACGUCUCUGCCACUUCAAAUCCGGAGCUGUGGUGGGGUCUGCGGGGGGCUGGCUCCUUCUUUGGCAUUGUCACUUCUUUCGAGUUCAAGACGUACAACGUAGACAGCCCAAUGGUCUUUCUCGAGUACCGCUGGUCUCCAUCUAUCAAGUCAGCAGAUGACACUGUCAGCCUGGUGGAAGCCGUGCAGGCAUUCUCGCUCGACCAGCGAUUACCGGCCGAACUCGGCUUCCAUUUGCAGUUCCAGCGUCCCAAUGGCGGUGAUCCGUCUGGCGGCACAAUAUCCAUUCAUAUGCGGGGCAUGUUUUCGGGCGACCUGCAGACGUACAAACCGCACGUCGAGCGACUCUUCGCAGAGCUAGCAUCGCACAACGCGCCGCGACCUGAUAUGUCCACGGAAAAGCAAAUGGACUACCUGACCAUCAUGGAAGAGUGGGACGACUUCGGAUCUCCUGGCGAUAAGCUAGACACUCUUGCCGAGCGUCUGGUGCACAACAGCUUUAUUGCGAGGACAUCGCUCAGUAUGGGUCAAAAGGGCUUCACGCACCAAAGCUUGCUACCCCUUAUGCAGCUAAUGUGGGACGACAUGAAGUCCAGGCAAGAUCCUGCGAGACCAUUCAGGAAUUGGGGUUGGAACCUGUACAUGGAAAUGUUUGGCGGUGCGAAUGCGAGGCACAGAGAUGCUGAUCUCAUCAGAGAUAGCUCCUUCCCGCACCGAGACGGACUGUGGCUCAUGCAAUCCUCCAUCGGCACAGCAGGCUUCGGGCAGUUUGGGGACGACGCACGGCAAAUGCUGGACAAGUUGGAUGACGUUGCUGCCGAAAGCAUGCGAGCUUCUGGACUGGAUCGACGCUCCUACUCUUGCUACGUAGACCCCAAUCUUUCGGAAGAGCAGUGGAGAAGUCUUUACUAUGGCGAUGCGAUCCCAAGGUUGGAAAAGCUCAAGUCUGAAGUGGACCCUACCAAUCUCUUCCGCAAUCCGCAAAGCCUCGUCCGGAAGGUGCCCAAUGACCCUCACAAUGGUCAGAUCAAGAUCUCGCACCCGCUGCCGCGGUCGUCUUAA
Ceraceosorus guamensis is the source of this 1800-nucleotide messenger RNA. RefSeq names its product FAD-binding domain-containing protein. NCBI's taxonomy places the organism in Eukaryota, Fungi, Basidiomycota, Exobasidiomycetes, Ceraceosorales, Ceraceosoraceae. The transcript has a single exon. Gene Ontology annotation, molecular function: oxidoreductase activity; FAD binding. Bases 1 to 1800 code for a protein of 599 amino acids. The record is from RefSeq and is a predicted model, not a curated record.